Pochonia chlamydosporia 170 is the source of this 1641-nucleotide messenger RNA. RefSeq lists its product as hypothetical. NCBI's taxonomy places the organism in Eukaryota, Fungi, Ascomycota, Sordariomycetes, Hypocreales, Clavicipitaceae. The transcript is spliced from 6 exons. The coding region runs from base 1 to 1641 and encodes 546 amino acids. The record is from RefSeq and is a predicted model, not a curated record.
AUGCAACGCAUCAACUCUUCAUAUUCGGCAUCAACUGCAAAUGUUGUCGUCAUCAUACUAUUUCUCAUCGGAGCAGUCGGUGCUCAUGGCCACUCAGAGCCUGAACUUGCCGGAAAUCACACUGCUUUAGUGCAUGAAUCCGAUCAUCUACAAUCGUACUUCACACUGCCGAACCACCAAGGUCUUAUCUAUGGCCAUAUCUCACUGAUGAUUAUUGCUUGGGUUGUUGUUUUGCCUGUUGCCGUCAUGCUCUCAAUUGCCCGCUCCCGCAUUAGCUUGAUGACCCAGUUUGCGUUUCUCACGAUCAAUGCCUUUGGUCUGCUGCUGGCAGCCAUUUACAAUUCCCAAACUCAAGAUUUGUAUCCAAACAACUCUCAUCAUAAAAUCGGCUGGAUUGUUACGGCUAUCAUGUCUGUUCAAGCGUUGAUACAGUUGAUUGGACGACUAGCUGGUGCUACGGCCGGACCGGGUUAUCGCCGCGAGCAUCAUGUAGGAGGACACAAUUUGAUCUCCAGCGUGAAUUACUGGAGACGCCUAUCAACGCAGGAUCACGCUGCACCAGCCGAUCGGCUGUCAAAUGACAGUGGGCAGGGGACUGAACCUGGAACAGAAUCACUCCGAAGCAACUCAGUUUCGACCUUGGACGACGAAGAGAUUCCACUAAAUGAUCAGCACGGAGACUAUCAUAGCAGUGAGGCUGAGGCGAAGUUACUCGAAUCAGCGGAGCUACCGGUACUGUCGACUAACAUGCUAGUACGAAAGGCUCAGCGUGUCGUCGUAUCCUGGCUGUGGGCGUACCUUGACUUCAUUCACAGAGCUACAGAUAGAAUAAUCCUACCGUUGGGAUUUAUCGCGUUGACGACUGGAAUUGUGACAUUCGGGCGCCUUUUUGAAGGCAAGUCUAUUUUCAGUGGCUUAGCGCAUUGGAUCAAGGGAGGAGUAUUCUUUUGGCUUGGUUUGCUCACCUUGGGCCGCUGGUCUGGAAGUUUCGCGGACAUGGGCUGGGCGUGGAACCUCAGACCAGUCGAUGCUGAUGAGAAGCACUGGUGCCCAUCCGCAGAGUUCGUCGAGAGCGCCUUGAUAUUCUUUUAUGGAUCUACCAACAUCUUCUUGGAGCAUUUGGGAAGUUGGGGUGGCGAAUGGAGCUCCCAGGAUUUGGAGCAUUUGGCUAUCACUGUGCUUUUCUUGGGAGGCGGGCUGUGCGGCAUGCUUAUCGAGUCUUCUACUGUCAGAACUCUGCUGAAUGCAACCGCUUCAGACACAGCUCCGGCGAGGACGCUAGGAGACGAGGAAGAAAUAGCGGAGAGAUGGAAUAAUCCACCAACAUACAAAUUCUCUUUAAAUCCCAUACCAGCACUGGUUAUUCUCCUACUUGGCAUCAUGAUGAGCUCCCACCAUCAGGAAACCAUGGUAUCGACAAUGGUACACAAACAAUGGGGUGAUCUGUUGCUAGGGGCUUCCUUUGCUAGAGUUCUGACCUAUGUUCUUUUGUUCCUCCGCCCCCCAAAGUCUGUCCUACCAUCUCGUCCACCAACGGAGCUACUGGCAUCAUUUGGUCUUAUUGCUGGAGGCAUUAUAUUCAUGGCGAGCAGUUCGGACACCAUCGAUGGUAUGAUUCACUAUAACCUGGAUGCCAUAUAA